AUGAGUUUUUUGGCCAACCGACAAGAGGAAAUCAUCCAGUCAAUUAUCGAUAUCGGUUCCACCACUAUUGAUUUCUGGGGUAAUUGGGUUGUGCACCCAAUCCGAAAACUCAUUGGGACAAUCAGGCAUGACGAAAAGAGUGAAAUUGCGAUCAUGAGUAAGAAUAGCCUGCUGGCUGAUCGGGCAAGUCUAGAGAGAAUGGUAGUGGACUUUGUUCUCGAUCGCCCGGACCUUCACCAGGGUAUAGUGGCGGAUACCACCGCCAUCGUCAACUCUGUCAAGGAGGGUGAUUUAACUCCCGUUCUCAAAGCAUAUGAAAGGGACCUGCGGUCGCCAUUUGUUGGGACCUUUAGAGGCGAUCUCAUCCGUGCCCUCUUGAUCCAGAUCCAGAAGACGAAGGUCGACGUGGAAAUUGCCAUCAGCGGUAUCGAUGCUUUGCUGAAGAGCCAGGAGCUUGUAUUCGGGUUUGUUGGGUUGACUCCUGGGAUCUUGGUUUCCUUUGCAACUAUGAGGUGGCUAGGUGGUCUUCUCGGCAGCCGACGAGGAUUGCGAAAGGGCCAGCAGCAACAAAAAUUGAGACGUGGAUUACGGAAUAUGGCUCGCAUUUUGACCUCUUCUGCAGCUUUUUCCAACCGGACUAUCGCUUACAAGGACUCUGGGCAAUUGAUCUGUGAGGCAGAGGCUCUCCUCCAACAUAUGAAGAUAAUUUCUGGAAGCAUGCAGUACGAAGAAUUCCGAGAAGACAUCCAAGAUCUCCUGAAUGUUCAAAAUGGAGUGGACAAGCAACUUCGCGUGAUCGAAAGAAUGAGAUGGGCGUAUUUUCAAUAG
Molecule: messenger RNA, 828 nt
Organism: Penicillium digitatum Pd1
Lineage: Eukaryota; Fungi; Ascomycota; Eurotiomycetes; Eurotiales; Aspergillaceae
Product: NCA2 family protein
Cellular component (GO): mitochondrial outer membrane
Source: RefSeq, a predicted model, not a curated record